This is a messenger RNA of Trifolium pratense (red clover), 1766 nucleotides long. Its product is annotated as protein SHORT-ROOT-like. Lineage: Eukaryota; Viridiplantae; Streptophyta; Magnoliopsida; Fabales; Fabaceae. Gene Ontology annotation, molecular function: DNA-binding transcription factor activity; sequence-specific DNA binding. Gene Ontology annotation, cellular component: nucleus. Gene Ontology annotation, biological process: regulation of DNA-templated transcription. The transcript has a single exon. The record is from RefSeq and is a predicted model, not a curated record. Bases 85 to 1446 code for a protein of 453 amino acids.
GGCUUUUAAGCACAAAAGAGAUUAAAAUUUCUUCCUUCACAACACAUAUGUGUUCCAUAUUAAUUCUCCAUAACCCUCCAUAUUAUGUAUCAUAAAGAGAAUCAAAACAUGGAGAUAAGUCCAUACAAUACUUCAAAGAAAAAAACACACAUGAAGAAGUUGAACCAUCAAAACAAUAAUUUUAUUGUUCAAGAAGCUUCAACAAUAGACAUGAUGCAUACAUCAUCAAGCAAUAAUCAUCAAACAUCUUCAGAUUCAAGUGAGACAUGUCAUCAUGAUCAAGAUGGUAAAUGGUCUUCUAAACUUCUCAAAGAGUGUGCAAUAGCAAUAUCUAAUAGAGAUUCAUCCAAAAUUCAUCAUCUUCUUUGGAUGUUAAAUGAGUUAUCUUCACCUUAUGGAGAUAUUGAUCAAAAACUAGCUUCAUAUUUUCUACAAGCUCUUUUUUCUAAGGCAACACAAUCUGGUCAAAAGUGUUACAAAACUCUUUCAUCAAUUGCUCACAAAAACCAUUCCUUUGAUUCAUCAAGAAAAUUAAUACUCAAGUUUCAAGAGGUAAGUCCUUGGACAACUUUUGGACAUGUAGCAUCAAAUGGUGCUAUUUUAGAAGCUUUAGAAGGAGAGAAAAAACUUCACAUAAUUGAUAUUAGUAACACACUUUGUACUCAAUGGCCUACUCUUCUAGAAGCUUUAGCUACAAGAAAUGAUGAAACACCUCACCUUAAACUCACAAUUGUUGUCACAAAUAAUAUUUCUAGUGUUAUUGUCAUGAAAGAAGUUGGUCAAAGAAUGGAGAAAUUUGCUAGGUUAAUGGGAGUACCUUUUGAAUUAAAUGUUAUUAGUGGUUUGAAACAUUUAAGGGAGUUAACAAAAGAAAGAUUAGGAGUUCAAGAAGAUGAAGCAAUAGCUUUGAAUUGUGUUGGAGCAUUAAGAAGAGUUGAAGUUGAAGAAAGAGAAAAUUUGAUUCAAUUUUUCAAAUCUCUUAAUCCUAGAGUUGUUACAUUUGUUGAGGAAGAAGGUGAUUUUAUUAGUAAUGAUUUUGUUAAAUGUUUUGAAGAGUGUCUUAAAUUUUACACAAUUUAUUUUGAGAUGUUGGAAGAAAGUUUUGCACCAACAAGUAAUGAGAAAUUGAUGUUAGAAAGAGAGUGUUCAAGAAGCAUAGUUAGGGUUUUGGCUUGUGAUCACGAAUUCGACGAUAACGAUGAUGAUGAAGAUGGUGGUGAUGAUUGUGAGAAAAGAGAAAAAGGAACACAAUGGUUUGAAAGACUUAAGAAUGAAUUUUCACCUAGUGGAUUUAGUGAUGAUGUUGUGGAUGAUGUCAAAGCUUUGCUAAAAAGAUAUCAAAGUGGUUGGUCACUUAUUGUGCCUCAAGGAGAUGAUAAUCAAAAAGGAAUUUAUCUAAAAUGGAAGGAGGAAGUAGUUGUUUGGGCAUCAACAUGGAAACCCUAGAUGACUUAGUUAGCUAUAUAGCUUUCUUUCUUUGUGAAUUGAAUUAAUAUUUAUGUAAUAUUAUCAUAUUUUGUGGUAGCUAUAUAUCAAUCUAUAUGGCUAAUAAUUAUGUUAUAUAUACACAAAUAAAUUAAGGAUGAUGAUUUGGCCUGCUUUUGUGUGGAUAUAUAGCAAAACAUAUAUAUCUGGAUUUUUUCUUUUAACUUUCUUUCUUGAUUUGUAUACUUUGUAAUCUUUCUUCUGUCCAAACUUCUUUAAUUAAAGACUAUGGGAGUUUGUGUUGAUACAAGGCUCUUUACUUACAUGCACUUCUUAUUUUA